Cloeon dipterum is the source of this 345-nucleotide messenger RNA. RefSeq lists its product as uncharacterized. The record is from RefSeq and is a predicted model, not a curated record. Lineage: Eukaryota; Metazoa; Arthropoda; Insecta; Ephemeroptera; Baetidae. Bases 1 to 345 code for a protein of 114 amino acids. The transcript has a single exon.
AUGCAGCGAUUCAGUUACAACAACUCAGAGCCCAAUAACAACGCCGACAACCACCACAACACCAACAACCACAACAACCACCACCAAACCACCAACAACCACCACCACAACACCAACAACAACCACUACAGAAACACCAACCACCACCACUACAACACCGACAACUACCACCACCACACCACCAACCACCACCACAACAACAACCACCACAACACCAACAACCACAACAACCACCACCACAACACCGACAACAACCACUACAGAAACAACAACCACCACAACACCAACAACCACCACCACACCACCACCAGCACCACCAAGAUUUACCGUCAUGAUUUCCAUUAA